AUGUCUGACACAUCAUUACAUGUGGAAAAGCAGUUUUCAUUAUGCGGUCUUGGCUUACGUGCAGCUGUAUUCCUCUGCACACUCACGCAGCUCAUUUUUUGUGCUGUAACGGGAAUUUGCUUAAAUCAAUUUCUUGAAUCAACGACCAUCGUCUACAUUCUCUUAUUCAUACAUAUAACUUGCGCGUUAAUGGCAUUGGUCUUCUUUGUUUUUUGUCUAAUUCAAAGAAAAUUCGGAACAACCUAUGAAGUGAUUCUUCACGCCUACUUACUUAGUAUCCUCUUGAUGGCUCUAACUUCUUUUUUUGGCGUCAUGUACUUACCGCUGUCAUUUCUUCAACAGACACACUCUAUUAGCGAGGGUGUUCAUUAUGCAUUUUUGUUGGCUGCUGCAAGUGGUUUAUUAGCUUUACAAUUUAUCCAACGAAACCUGGUGGAGCAGAUGUUACCUAUCAUGGAACACUCGUUUCGCUGA
Molecule: messenger RNA, 474 nt
Organism: Auanema sp. JU1783
Lineage: Eukaryota; Metazoa; Nematoda; Chromadorea; Rhabditida; Rhabditidae
Source: the annotation of a GenBank genome assembly